UGACGCUGACACGUGCUCUGAAAGUUUCUCUCCUAUUUUAGCGGAAGUUUGUGAUCAACUCAUGGACACAUGGACUCGUCACUGGAGAGCUCGAGCUCAUCUCAGGGUCACCUCGCGCGCUGUAGUCGCACCUGUAAGAUCAUCGUGAUCGGAGACGCGGGUGUCGGUAAAACCUGUCUGACCCACCGCUUCUGCACCGGACAGUUUCCCAGCAGAACUGAAGCGACGAUCGGGCUCGACUUCCGUGAGAAAUUUCUUGAGAUAGAGGGCGAUCAAAUCAGAGUGCAACUGUGGGACACGGCAGGACAGGAGCGUUUCCGCAAAAGCAUGGUGCAGCACUAUUAUCGCAAUGUGCACGCCGUCGUCUUCGUCUUUGAUGUCACUAACCCUUCCAGUUUCUGCAAUCUGCCACUGUGGAUAGAUGAGUGCCGUCAACAGACCCUCGGUCAGGAUGUACCCCGUGCUCUUGUUUGCAAUAAAGCCGACCUGGCUUCAGGGACUACUUCAGUUUUAAUCGAGCAGGGUCGUCACUUGGCUGAAGUCCACAGGAUGUUUUUUUACCUCACUUCAGCCAAAGGGGACCAGGCGGACCAGGUGGACAAUAUCUUUGUGACUUUGGCACAGAAGUCGAAGAACCAGAGGGGACAGAGAGUGAAUGAAUGUGUGUCGCUGUCCAGCAGAGCAGUUACAGAAAACAAAAUCCCAGCAGGAAAGAAAACAGACGUAAGAAAGAAGUGGGCCUGCUUUUAG
Triplophysa dalaica is the source of this 750-nucleotide messenger RNA. RefSeq names its product ras-related protein Rab-33B (gene rab33bb). The record is from RefSeq and is a predicted model, not a curated record. Gene Ontology annotation, molecular function: GTP binding; GTPase activity. NCBI's taxonomy places the organism in Eukaryota, Metazoa, Chordata, Actinopteri, Cypriniformes, Nemacheilidae. The transcript is spliced from 3 exons. Gene Ontology annotation, cellular component: Golgi apparatus; endosome. Bases 70 to 750 code for a protein of 226 amino acids.